AUGGCCUCCACAAUCCCCUCCAACCAAAUCUCCUACACCACCCUCGCCCUCGCCUCCGCCGGCCUCCUCACAACCGGCUGCCUAGCCUACGCCCUCUACUUCGACUACCGCCGACGCAACGACCUCGAAUUCCGCAAACACCUCCGCAAACAACACAAGAGAGUAUCUAAAACCAUUGAACAGGAAGCCAAGGCCAACGAACAAGGGCAGAAGGACAAGAUCCGUCGCGUAGUCGAAGAUGCGAACGAGGAAGGGUUCCCUAAAGAUCCAGAGGAGACGGAGGGAUAUUUCAUGCAGGAGGUUGCGAGAGGAGAGGGCAUGUGCACCGAUGGAUCUGACCCCGUGGAUGCGGCCUUGUGUUUCUACAAGGCAUUGAAGGUUUAUCCACAACCGAGGGAGUUGAUCAGCAUUUAUGACAAGACGGUUCCUAAGCCCAUUCUUGAUAUUCUGGCUGAGAUGAUCGCCGUUGACCCAAAUAUCAGUGUCUCUGGCUCAAGCUCCGAUGCUGGACAUCCUACUGUGGAGUAA
Molecule: messenger RNA, 528 nt
Organism: Recurvomyces mirabilis
Lineage: Eukaryota; Fungi; Ascomycota; Dothideomycetes; Mycosphaerellales; Teratosphaeriaceae
Gene: TOM20
Product: mitochondrial import receptor subunit tom20
Exons: 2
Coding region: 1-528 (175 amino acids)
Biological process (GO): protein import into mitochondrial matrix; tRNA import into mitochondrion; protein targeting
Cellular component (GO): mitochondrial outer membrane translocase complex; mitochondrial outer membrane
Molecular function (GO): transmembrane protein transporter activity
Source: RefSeq, a predicted model, not a curated record